This is a messenger RNA of Puma concolor (puma), 885 nucleotides long. The record is from RefSeq and is a predicted model, not a curated record. Lineage: Eukaryota; Metazoa; Chordata; Mammalia; Carnivora; Felidae.
AUGACUGGGAGCCAGUGCAGGUUUGGUUUCCCAUCACCAAUUUUUCUUGGAAUUGGACAGAUGGCAGCUACCAUAAUGAUACUGUAUGUGUCCAAACUAAAUAAAAUAAUUCACUUCCCUGAUUUUGACAAGAAAAUUCCCGUGAAGCUGUUUCCUCUGCCUCUCCUCUAUGUUGGAAACCACAUAAGUGGAUUAUCAAGCACAAGUAAAUUAAGUUUGCCGAUGUUCACCGUGCUCAGGAAAUUUACCAUUCCACUUACUUUACUCCUGGAAACCAUCAUACUUGGGAAACACUAUUCCUUGAACAUCAUCGUCAGUGUUUUUACCAUCAUACUUGGUGCUUUCAUAGCAGCUGGUUCUGACCUUGCCUUUAACUUGGAAGGCUAUAUUUUUGUAUUCCUGAAUGAUAUCUUCACAGCAGCAAAUGGAGUUUAUACCAAACAGAAAAUGGACCCAAAGGAGUUAGGCAAAUAUGGAGUGCUUUUUUACAAUGCCUGCUUCAUGAUUAUACCAACUCUUAUCAUCAGUGUCUCUACUGGAGACCUUCAGCAGGCUACUGAAUUCAAUGAAUGGAAGAAUGUUCUAUUUAUCAUACAGUUUCUUCUUUCCUGUUUUUUGGGGUUUCUGUUGAUGUACUCCACAGUUUUGUGCAGCUAUUACAAUUCAGCCCUCACGACGGCAGUGGUUGGAGCCAUCAAGAAUGUAUCCAUUGCCUACAUUGGGAUGUUAGUUGGUGGAGACUACAUUUUCUCUGUGUUAAACUUUGUAGGGUUAAAUAUUUGCAUGGCAGGGGGCUUGAGAUACUCGUUUUUAACUCUGAGCAGCCAGUUAAACCCUAAACAAUCUGUGGACGAAGAAAGCAUCCCUCUGGAUUUAAAGAGUUAG